AUGGAUGAACGCGCCGCCGUCCCAGUAACUCUGCCCAGACAGAACCCCACCAUUGCAUAUUGGCAAGACCCUCCAGACCCUGAAAUCGCAGACUACCUUUCCUCCUCGCAAGUGCCAGAAAUAGCAGAUACAGUCAUAAUAGGCAGUGGAAUAACCGGGUCCCUCAUUGCAUGGAAUCUCUUCCAAUCUCCAGAUCAUGGACAUUUCACUAUGCUUGAAGCACGCCAGGCAUGCUCUGGAGCUACCGGACGAAACGGCGGCCACACAAAAGCAGCCUCCUACCGCUCCUUCCACGACAACGCCCAUUCCCUGGGCACCGAAGCCGCAGUCAAGAUCGCGCGUCUCGAAUACGAUAACAUCAAAGCCGUGCACGCAUUUGCACGCAAGUAUAAUAUAGACUGCGAUCUGUACAGUGGGGAUACGGUUGAUAUUAUAUAUGACCAGGCGCAGUGGGAUAAUAGCGUGAAGUCUAUUGGGGCGAUGAGGAAAGCUAUGCCAGAGCUGCUGGAUACAGUUGCUAGGUAUGAGAUUUGGGGGAAGGAGGAAGCGAGGGAGAAGUUCUUUGUUAGGGGGGAAGAGUGUGUUGGUGCGAUUAUGUAUGAGGCGGGGAGUUUGAGUGCGUAUAAGUUCGUGGUUGGGGUUUUGAAGAUGGUGGUGCAGAGGGGAGGGGAGCUGUAUACGAAUACACCUGCUACGAAACUUGAGAAGGGGGAAGAUGGCAUGUGGAGCGUACAGACGCUGAGAGGGGUGGUGAAGGCGAAAAGGGUGGUGUUGGCUACGAAUGGGUAUUCGGGUUUCUUGUGCGAGAAAUUUCAGGGCAAGAUUGUCCCUCUGAGGGGGCAGAUUACUGUGCAUAGGCCAGGGAAGAACCAGCCAGUCAGUGGGCUAUCAACGACGUACUCUUUUAUCUACAAGAACGGAUACGAAUACAUGAUUCCCAGGCCGCAAGGAAGCAAGCACGCAGGAGAUAUCGUCAUAGGUGGUGGUCUGGUAAUGGCCAAGGAUGAGGGCGUUGAGGAAUUCGGCACAACGGACGACACGACGAUCAACCAAGAUAUCAGCAAAUAUCUGACAGAGACUACACCUCGAUACUUUGGGAACGAUUGGGGAGAUGAUCACGCAGAUGGCAGGAUUAGGCAACAAUGGACUGGUAUUAUGGGCUACAGUCCAGACGGCUUCCCGUUCAUUGGGGAAGUUCCGGGAGAGAAGAAUCUUUGGAUGGCUGCCAGUUUCCAGGGACAUGGUAUGGUGCUGUGUUUUAUGUGUGCCAGAGCUCUGGUUGCUAUGAUGGGUGGUGAGGAAGAGGCGCUUGAGAGUUGGUUUCCUGAUGCAUUCAAGGUUAGUGAGGAACGGCUGAAGAAGAAAUUCGCUGGCAGGUUGCACACAAAGCCCUUGGAUAUUGGGACGAAGCCGUGA
Molecule: messenger RNA, 1416 nt
Organism: Hyaloscypha bicolor E
Lineage: Eukaryota; Fungi; Ascomycota; Leotiomycetes; Helotiales; Hyaloscyphaceae
Product: FAD dependent oxidoreductase
Exons: 2
Coding region: 1-1416 (471 amino acids)
Cellular component (GO): cytoplasm
Molecular function (GO): oxidoreductase activity
Source: RefSeq, a predicted model, not a curated record